This is a messenger RNA of Anoplophora glabripennis (Asian longhorned beetle), 1350 nucleotides long. Its product is annotated as coiled-coil domain-containing protein 61-like. The coding region runs from base 1 to 1350 and encodes 449 amino acids. The transcript is spliced from 8 exons. Lineage: Eukaryota; Metazoa; Arthropoda; Insecta; Coleoptera; Cerambycidae. Gene Ontology annotation, cellular component: centrosome. The record is from RefSeq and is a predicted model, not a curated record.
AUGGAGUUUUUAAAGUUUGAACUUCAUAUUUUCCACAAAAUGGGAGACCCUAAUUUGGUUACAACAUGCAAUUUUCACGGACAAGAAUAUUUAUUUAAAAUGAACAUUUUGUGUAACAAUUUAGAAAUAUUAAUAACGGAUAAAAGCUCUGGUGAAGAAUGGCAGUGCAGCUACGACGCUACAUAUAUAGAGAACUUAACUCAUAAAACGGGAAAUUUUAAACAGUUUGACAUUUUUGUGGCGAUGAUAAAAUCAGGCCUCUUAAGGACCAGUGAGAGCGUCAGUUUAGAUCUGUUAACUUUUGAGGAUUUGGAAUUGUUGAGAUCAAGAAAAAUCACAAAAUCUGUGGGGUCCAGCAAUAAUAACAGAAGAUACCUUAUAGUCACUUAUGUGGUGGAAUUUGAUAAAAUUCGAUACCCUUUACCUCUGGAAUACUGUGGUCCACCUGAUCCUGUAAUACUACAAGGAACCAUACGAAGAUUAGAAAUAGAACUAGCAAGAGCUCGAGAAGAACUUUCGUUGAAGAAUAAUAACAAUGAUUCAAGGAAAAUAUAUUACCUACAAAAAAGUAUUUUUUUAACUGCUAGAGUUGAUGAACUGACCGAAGAGAAUGUUCAUUUGCAAGAGGAAAUUCGUCAUUUAUCAAAGUUACUCGAAAAAAAGCCCAAAAAUCAAGUAUUGUCGUUACAGAAAGCAGUGAGCAACCUAGAAAAAUGUGUAGUGAGCGAAAGGAAUUCCCAUCAUGAAUUGGUUGAAAAACUAAGAAGCGAUAAAAUACACCUUGCCAAAGAACUGGAUAAAGUCAAAUGUUCAGAAAAAUGUCUAAAGGCAAAAUUAACUAAGACCAACCAUGCGUCAAGAAUGGGGCUUGGAGAUCAUCCAAAUAAAGUACCACUUACUCAAAGAAGAUCAUGUCACAGUCUUCAUACAAUGUAUAAAAGACACCAGUCACCUGCUUUGGUAGAGGAAUCUAGCAUGAGGAAGGAGUUGUCAAAUAAAAAGUCUCAGGAUUUCAUAGAACCUAGGUAUUCAAAAAGUGCUAUCAAACAUGAGAGAAGUGUGGAGAGUUCCUUGUCUAGUAACAGAUACGCAGAUCCAGAGUUGCUUGAUUUACCCAUCAACGAUCCAAGGAGUAGAACACCUAGUCCUUCACCUAGGAGAAGUAAAUCAAGGACACAUUAUCAUUCUAGAUGCAGUUCUAUUGGUUCUGGAACAAGUUCCAGGGCAAGUUCAAAGUGUUCUUCGUCUAGAAAACAUAAGAAACCCGGUGAAUUGGAUUAUAAAAAAUUGGAGCAGAAAAUUGCCGAUUUACAGAAAAUGGUAAAGCAAAAUUUGAAGCGCACCAAGUGA